AUGAAACUCUCUUUCUCUAUCCCUCCCAAAUCCAAAUCCAGAGUUAGGCCGAUUUCCGAGAGGAAGGAUUCUGUCGGUGAAGGCAAUCCCAAGCAGUUCGUCACUGAAUUCGAUCCUACCGAAACCCUAACUGACGCCAAACCCAAAUACAUAAUACCUCCUCUCGAGGACCGUCGAAGACCCUACAAGGAGACCAAGAGCAUCGAUCUCCUUCGUCAGUCCGCUUCUGGUCUCAAAUUCGAAGCCGAGACUCCCACUGCUUCCGAAAAUAUUGCAUACGGUCUGAAUCUGCGUCAGAACGGAGGCUCAAAGCCAGAGCCUGUGGAGCAGAUGUUACUAAAAAGCAUGAGGAAAGAUCUGGAGUCACUCCCUGAUGCUCCUCAACUGGAGGAUUUCGAGAGCGUUCCUGUGGAAGGCUUUGGAGCGGCGUUACUGGCUGGGUACGGGUGGAAGCCAGGCCAGGGAAUAGGUCUUAAGGCCAAAGAGGAUGUUCAGAUUGUUGAAUACAACAAGUGGACUGGUAAUGAAGGAUUUGGCUUCCAUCUGGUUAAGGGCACGCAUGCUAAAGGUAAAGAAAGUUGUAACUUGGAUGUAUCUGUUGCUGGAAAAAAGGUCACAACUAUCGCAGGGAGACAAGUAGGCUUAGAGGGAGAAAUAAAAGUUGAUAGCAAUGAGCUUAAAACUGUUGAUACAUAUAGAAAAGCAGGUAAACGAAGUAGAGAAACAGAUAGAGGGAAUCACACUGAAAUUAGACCAAGUAAGCAGAAUGAUAGAGGUCGAAAUAGAGAGAAGGCUUCAUGGCUGAGGAGUCAUAUAAAAGUGCGGAUAGUAAGCAAGAAUUUGAAAGGUGGAAGAUUGUAUCUUAAGAAAGGAGUGGUGACCGAUGUGGUUGGACCAACUACUUGUGAUAUCACUAUGGAUGAGACACAAGAAUUGGUUCAAGGGAUUGAUCACAAGUUUCUAGAGACCGCAUUGCCCAGACGAGGAGGGGCUGUCUUGAUUUUAUCUGGUAGACAUAAGGGUAUUUAUGGGAGUCUCGUUGAAAAAGAUUUGGAAAAGGAAACAGGUGUGGUUUGUGAUGCAGACAGCCAGGAGAUGCUCCAUAUUAAGCUUGAACAAGUCGCUGAGUACAUGGGUGAUCCGGGUGAUAUUGGAUACUGA
Messenger RNA from Arabis nemorensis, 1161 nucleotides. The record is from the annotation of a GenBank genome assembly. NCBI's taxonomy places the organism in Eukaryota, Viridiplantae, Streptophyta, Magnoliopsida, Brassicales, Brassicaceae.